CGUCAUCAUUUCCUCAUACCUCCAUUGGAGGAGGCAAUCAAUCCCCGUACCCCUCGUCCGCACUGUAUCAUUCCUUUCACAUACAUUUAUUUUUCCUAAUUUCUUUUUCUGCCCCCCCAGCUUCAGUCUUCUCCAUUUGGGAUUCUGUCUGCUGCUCUUCGUCGUCGUUUGUUUCUGUAUCUGUAGUGGGUUCAUGCGAGUUUAUGGAGUUGUGAGUUUGCGAUUUUGGGAAAAAAUCUCGUGUUCCAGUGUUAAAGGUUUGAGCUUUCGGGAAGAUGGACGGAUCAACCCAAGAUGGUAGUAGUGUGGAUUCAUUCAUGCGGAACUAUAAGCUAGGGAAAACUCUUGGAAUCGGCUCAUUUGGUAAAGUUAAAAUUGCUGAACAUGCAUUGACAGGGCACAAGGUUGCUGUCAAGAUCCUUAACCGCAAGAAAAUAAAGAAUAUGGAUAUGGAAGAAAAAGUUAGAAGAGAAAUCAAAAUUUUGAGAUUAUUUAUGCAUCCCCAUAUCAUACGUCUAUAUGAAGUCGUGGAGACGAAUACAGAUAUAUACGUUGUGAUGGAAUAUGUAAAGUCUGGUGAGUUGUUUGAUUAUAUUGUCGAGAAGGGCCGACUACAUGAGGAGGAAGCCCGCAUCUUCUUUCAGCAGAUAAUCUCUGGAGUGGAGUACUGCCAUAGGAAUAUGGUGGUUCAUAGAGAUCUGAAGCCUGAGAACUUGCUUUUGGAUUCUAAGUGCAAUGUGAAGAUUGCUGAUUUUGGUUUGAGUAAUAUCAUGCGUGACGGUCAUUUCCUGAAGACGAGCUGUGGAAGCCCCAACUAUGCUGCGCCAGAGGUUAUAUCUGGUAAACUAUAUGCCGGUCCUGAAGUGGAUGUGUGGAGCUGUGGUGUUAUUCUCUAUGCACUUCUCUGUGGCACCCUUCCAUUUGAUGAUGAAAACAUUCCUAACCUUUUCAAGAAAAUUAAGGGUGGAAUAUAUACUCUUCCAAGCCAUUUAUCUGCCGGUGCUAGAGAUUUGAUUCCGAGGAUGCUUAUAGUUGAUCCUAUGAAGCGAAUGACUAUUCCUGAGAUUCGUGCACACCCAUGGUUCCAAGCUCAUCUGCCACGCUAUUUGGCAGUGCCACCACCUGAUACAGCGCAGCAAGCUAAAAAGAUUGAUGAAGAGAUUCUCCAGGAAGUGGUUAAGAUGGGAUUUGACAGGAAUGUACUUUCAGAUUCUCUUCGAAACAGGGUUCAAAAUGAGGGUACUGUCACAUACUAUUUGCUGCUAGACAAUCGCUUUCGUGUUUCCAGUGGCUACCUUGGAUCUGAAUUUCAGGAGACCAUGGAAUUUGGGUAUAAUCGCAUGAAUCCAAGUGAGACUGUAGCAUCUCCUGUUGGGCAACGGCUUCCUGGAGCCAUUGAUUAUCAGCAAUUUGGAGGAAGGCAGUUUCCAGUCGACAGAAAAUGGGCGCUUGGACUCCAGUCUCGAGCCCAUCCUCGUGAGAUAAUGACAGAAGUUCUCAAAGCUCUGCAAGAAUUGAAUGUGUACUGGAAAAAGAUUGGACACUACAACAUGAAAUGCAGAUGGAAUCGUGGCAGUCCUGGUCACAGUAAAGGAACACUCAACAAUUCGAUGCUCGACAGUAACUAUUACGGUGAUGAAUCUGGUAUCAUUGAGAAUGAUGGCAGUAUUAGGCCACAGAAUGUUGUCAAAUUUGAAGUGCAGCUUUACAAAACCCGCGAAGACAAAUAUUUGCUUGAUCUGCAGAGAGUUCAGGGGCCACAGUUCCUUUUUCUUGAUCUUUGUGCCGCCUUCCUUGCUCAGCUUCGCGUCCUCUAAGUUUCUGUGUCAGAGCUCGUAUCGAUCCAGGUGGGGGAUUAGAAGUUGAUGCUGUAUAUAUAAUUGUCACCAGCUAAGCGCCAAGUCCCCUGGCUUUGAGAUGAACGUCGUGCCAAGCCGAUGUUUUUGUUGGACUUGGUUUCCUGCAACGACAAGUUCUCCUUUUAUAAACUGUUUUAACUUUGCUUAUCAUAGUUUUAUGCAUCCGAAAGGAAUCUUUCCAACCCUUAAAUUCUGAUAGUUAAGCUAAGUCAGCUGCAGUUUGCCAGAUGCAAAAUAAUUAAAUCAAAGAUCAUCUUGUGCAGUUUGCUGCUAGUCUUUCUCCUCUCCAUCUAUGCUUCGAUGGUUAUCAGAAUUUUGUUCUUCUGUUCUUAGAUAUAUCCAAGUUCGCACAAUAUUCUGCUGA
Messenger RNA from Sesamum indicum (sesame), 2223 nucleotides. Its product is annotated as SNF1-related protein kinase catalytic subunit alpha KIN10. Gene Ontology annotation, cellular component: cytoplasm. Gene Ontology annotation, molecular function: ATP binding; protein serine/threonine kinase activity. Gene Ontology annotation, biological process: intracellular signal transduction; protein phosphorylation. The record is from RefSeq and is a predicted model, not a curated record. NCBI's taxonomy places the organism in Eukaryota, Viridiplantae, Streptophyta, Magnoliopsida, Lamiales, Pedaliaceae.